ACAGAACUUCAUCCUGAAAUCCUCCUUGUCUUCAUUGCCCCAGGCCAUCUCAAGGCAGCAGCUCACCCCAGUGCAGAACCUCUGGCUCGAGGCCCUGUCUCACCUUGUAGGGUAAUAAUUAAUCUGGAUUUUUUUUCCCCCACGUCUUCUUUUAAAUGCUCAGUGUAGUGAAAGUGAAACAGUGCUGAGUCCUUUCCAGAGAUCAAACAAGUGAAGGUGCUGGAGCUCUUGGGCAGGAGCAGACAGACCUUUUUUUCCACUUUUAACAGCCUUUUUCAGAGGGUAAAGGAGGAUGGAGAGCAGCACCAUUCCCAGAGGGAGCCCCCUCUGUGUGAGGGAUGGUGCCCCAGUCAGCUGAGCUGGCCCGGAGCUCUGUCCUGCAGCGCUGCUCGCUGGAUUUCCCGCAGCACGGAGCUGCUCCCACGUUCUGUGGAUCACACCUGUGCUAUCCCAGCUGGCUGCUGAGGGGAUCACUUCUGUCAGUCCUGGGUGAUUGCCAUCAACCUGCUUGGUAAAGCUCCUGUUGAAGGACCAGAUAAAUAGAAAUAUGGAGUUAGACACAAGGAGUGUGACCUCAGAACCAGCCUCUCCACUCAAGAGUCCAGGGGAGGAAAAGACGGAGGUCAUUUCUGAACUGAGCAGCUCAGACUGGCAGAGCAGGGACAGUGGGUUCUUUGAAAGAGGCAUUAAAACCCUGUUGAGCAUCCGGAAAUCAAGACGGAGUCUGAAGAAAGAGAAAGGGAAGGAAGAUGGUGGCACUUGGAAUGCAAAAAGACUUCUGCAAACACUCAGGAGCUAUGAGGAGAACAAACCCACAAUCUGUAAUAGCAUGGAGAAGGUUGGUGAAAUAUGUGAGCCCAUUGAAGCCAAACCUCUUUCAGUAAUGGAAAUCAAUGAACUCAUUCAGAAAAGACAACUUUUGCAAGCAUUUGCAAGUAUCAAGCUAAUGGAAGAUGAGACCAUCUCUGACCGAGAUUCUGAGAAAUACAGAGAUAACCCCCAGGAGCUUGCACGGAAAUCCAAGGAUGUGGAUUUGCUUUAUAACUCCAUCACAAAUGCAAUCAAGUCCAUAGUGGAGGAAACACUGGAGGAUCCCACUUUACAGCAUACCAUGCUGACCUCCAUGGUGACUUUAAUUGCCCUUGAAGAAGCAGCUCAUUCCAGCACAGACAGUGCUGCUCGUCCUGGCUCAGAUUUGCUGGGCAGGCCCAGAAAGUGGAGGGAGCAAUGGAGGGAAGCUGUCAAUGAGAGUGCAAGAAAAAGAGUCCUGAAGGCACCCAUGGCAUCAAGGGAACAAGAAACUUGGCUUGAUUUCCACUUACAUUUCCUCCAGGAACACCUGAGGGAAGAUUUACUGAAAAUCAAGUCAUCAGUGAAAAAAUGCUAUCCAGAGGAGUACCAGGUGUGUGACACAUAUGUGGGAGCUUUUCACAAUGCCAUUGCCUCACAUUUGCAAGAACUCUCCCAGGGACCAUUGGACUUCCAUGAGCUCUACACCUUGCUUAACUGGGUGGCCAACACCUACCACAGUGAAUUCUUUCUGGGUCAUCCUGAGCUCAAACCAGAGGUUAAGACAGAAAACCUGUCCUUGCUGUUAGCACCAGCUGAUUGGGAUAAACUGAAAAACGACUACAUUGCUUCUGCAAAGGAGAAAAUCAAAAGUUGUUUUGGAAACAUUCUGAGAUUGGAGGUCACAGAGAAGUGGGAGAAGGAAGUUCAUGUAGAAGAGGAGGAAAACCUCUACCACGCCUCAGUCUCUUUUGAUAUUCAAACGAUCAUUGGGGAGCACGUGAAGUCAUCUGGAGCUAUCAGUGGAGGCCUGGAAACAAAAAUGCUUGAGUUGUGCAUGGCAGAGCUGCUUGAAUUCAUACCAAGGUUUGAGCAGGAGUUCAUGGCGUGGAGCUCUGCCCAGGACAGCCCCAGCUUUGUGCCCCACCUUGUUGCCUACAUCAACAGCUUCCAUGAGCUGGUGUCAGGGUUGGAAACAGUGUUUAAAGUCAAUACUGAGGAACUGCAGAAGAUUUUGGCAGCUCUGACAAGGAACUUCACAAAUAUUUUUUUAACAAAAUUAAGAACAAAAACACAGCCACUCCUUAAGAAAAUCCUGAGCAAGAGCUGGAUUUUGGCGACGGAAAGGCCGGACUCUCUGGCGUCGGCAGUCUCGCAGUUCUCCGAGCACCUGCAGCACAUGAGGGAGCCACAGGGACAGGACCUUCUACAUGAAGUUCAUAAAUAUGUGGUGAAGGAAUAUGUCACACAGAUCAUCAAACCCAGAUGGAAAAUGAACAGGGACACACGUCAGCAAGUGAGCAGAAAGAUGAGCCAGGAAGCUGCAAUCAUUCACAAUGCACUCAUUGAUCAGGGCUCCAAAGCUGACUGGCUCCUCCCUGUCAUAUAUCACAUUGCCAAUAUCAUUGGGGAGAAGAAAAAAGACAAGAUCAAGGCAUAUGUCAAGGAGCUGUGCAAAGACUAUCCAGAUAUCAGGAAGGAGCACAUCCUGGCCAUCCUGGCGCUCCGGGUGCUGGGGCGCACCAGGAGAGCGGCGAUUUUGCGGCAAGUGUGCCAAGCACGGGAGAGCUCCAACAGAGGGAAGGGCGGCGCACUCUUCGCUGAAAUUGAUGUUCCAGUAAUUUGCAGCUGCUUCUAACACAGGACAAAGUCAGCAUCCUGCCUCCUCCUACACUGCCUCUACACAGGAUCCAAAAUCGGCAAACCCACCUUGCUCCUCUGCAAACCCAGAUUUUUUACUGCUAUGGAGAAAGGAGCAGUUUCCUGAACUCACUACCCCGAGUUCAGAACCCAAAGACAACAAAUGCACCAAGACAUCAACCUCCUGUAAGAGCUCCUGGGCAGCAGCUCCAGCCCAGGCACAGUGUCCACCUCAUAUUCCAUAUGGAUUCUAUUGCUAGGAGGCUGCUUCACUGUUUGGUACAAGACUAAAUAUAUUUUCAAAGAACAGGAGAAAAUCAAAAGCAGUUCACUCAGAGCUAUAUUAAGGCCUCAGCCCUAUAUUAAGGCUUGGACUGUGCUCUGCAUAAUUAUACAGCAGCAGAGCAAGAGCCUCCCUCAUAAUUAGUGCCCAUGAGCAACCAGGGGGCAGAGCUUGGGCAGGGAUGUGGUAGGAGCCAAGUUUUAUUUCCUCCCCCACAAACCACCUGACUGAGCUGGCAUGACACAAGGUCAUGACGCUGUGACCUGAGGCCAGAAACCACAACCUGCUUGGGGAGGAAAAUACUGGGUAACCAAACCCCAUGGCCAGGACCCGCAGCACAUGGAAUGCUCUCCCCUCCAGGGUGGCUCCCAUGGCCCCUCUGGCCUUUCAGCAGAUUCUCCUCAGUCAAGGACUGCCUUGCAAAACUCCUGUUGGACUGAAGAUCUGUUCAUGCCAUCACAUCUCCGCGUGUACGGACAUGUCUGGAUUGGAUAUGCCACGUGGAGAGAGGCUCCAAGUUCUCCUUGACUUGGAGAAAGUUCCACCAUGCCUCCAGUCCAUUUUCUUGAGUGUUUAAACGCAUUUUAAGAAAUCUGUUACAGUCUGACUGCAGUAUGAAACCAAAUGUGAGGUGGACAGACAGUGCUACAGAUGAGAUCCUCAUGUGGUGUAAACCAGCAUCAUCCCAUUGAUGGGCAUGGAUGGCUACAGGGUUAAAUCCACAAAGGAUCCAAGCAUUACAUCCAGCAUCUGCAGGAAAGACUGAAAGAAGCAUUCAGCAGCCUAAAGCUGUAUAAAUCUGAUUUUAUUUAAUUCAAUUUAUCCUUUAGGUUGCCCUCCACAGGAUUUAAUCUAAGACUUUACAGAGAUGUGUUUAUGACCUACUAAACUGAUAAAUGUGUCCAUGGCAUAGCCUUGAACACUAAUUUUUCUGGCAGCAGAGCUUACAGCAUCAGCAGUGAGUCUCUUUUGUUUUCUUUGCUUUGGGUUCCAUGAGUAUAAAUUUCAGCCUGGGUGAGCAGCAGGCACUGGUGACAGGCCAAGGGUGACAGGCCAAGGGAAAAUUUCUGAUGGAUAAAGAAGCAUAGAGUGCAUCUUUAAUUCACAAUCAUCAUAUGCAAAUUUUUCUAAGGAAGGCUUGUUACCUCCACAGUCAAGAUAAGGUGUUUUUCUAAACAUGGCUUUGAAAUAUCAGGUAUAAAUUGAGAGCCUGAAGCAGGAAAUCCUGGGUGGAAUUUCUACCCUGCAUCACUCUUCAGUACAUCUCAUGACAAUUCCCACAAACACUCAGCUUGGUGACUCCCUGUAUUUGCUAUGGAGAAGGAGAAGUAAAAUAUCCUCUGAGUCUCCCAUUAGGUGUGCAGAGCCCAUGAACACUUUGGAGCUCCCCUCCCCUGUCCUGGGGACAUGGUGCAAGCAGGGAAUCCUGUGAUUACACCCCGCCAUGGGUCUGUGAGCUACAUUCCCCCUCCCAGCAGCAGGGAGGGGCAUCAGUGCUGAGAGACUUACACUUAUUGUUAGAAGGAUUGACUGAGUGGGAAUGAUACAAAGAGGAUUUCAAAUUUUGCAAGCCAGGCCUGAGACUUCUAAAGCUGCACUCCUGGAGUGCUGGAUUUGAGGCACUAAAGCCUCAGUGAGAGAUUUUGUGCAUCAGAAAUUUCUGUUUACCAUAUAUGCAUCUCUCAUCCAAGCACCUCACACGAGGCAGCUGUGGCAUUUUCCCAAGGGGAUUAUUUAAAUGUAUACUGAGGUUUUCAAUCUCAUUAUUUUACUGGCCGACCUCCACAAAGCACCUGCCCUUCCUCAGGCCCCAGCUGCCCGUCCCUGGGAUUAGAUAAGGUGCUCGGUUUCCAUUUCCUCAUAAAAGCAAGUUGCUCCCCUGAAGUCAUGGAGGAAAGCUGGGCACAAUGGUCUGCCUUUUGUCACAGCCUCUCCUGGGAUACUCAGAUCCUGCAGCCUGGCAUCCUGUGAGUGCCAGGCACACAGCCAGCUUCCUCUGGGAGCUGCUGCUCUCUGGCUGCUUGCUCUUGAGCAAACCAGGUUAAGGUUAACCCCAUUAUGGCAAGGCCAUGGUUCAGCCCUGCCCCAACAGCUGUGCCAGUGGAGAGGGGGCUCCAGGAUAGGUGAGGAGCAGGGCUACCUCUGGGCAGGGGGAUGCUUGGUCUGGGCUGCAGAGCAGACCCUGGAGCCAGCUGAGCAAGGAAAAAGGAAGGGACGUGCUUUCCAAAAUGAGCUGCUGCUGUCCAGCUGUCUUCUGUGGAAGAACCAGUGUUCAUUACAGCCAUAUUUCACAUUCCAAACAACAACAAAAAAAAAGAGAAUAAAGGCCUCCCAGGGCUUUUAAAUGUGGAAUAUGUGUCUCUUGUAGGAAAGUGCCAAGAAGCUCAAUUAUUACCAUGUUAAUUCCUUCUGCUUGUUGUUUCUCUGUGAAGAAAAACAUCAUCAUCCCUAUUCCUAUCCCAGCACAGAGUUACAUUCCCUCCAUGACACUCUUCUCACUUUUACCCCAAAUGGCCCAAGGUACUAUGUGCAGAUGCAUCUCUGGUGAAUAAUGCUGUCUCAAAAGCAUCAAACUAAAUGAAAAAGCCAAACUCUUUCGGGA
Molecule: messenger RNA, 5534 nt
Organism: Melospiza melodia melodia
Lineage: Eukaryota; Metazoa; Chordata; Aves; Passeriformes; Passerellidae
Gene: EXOC3L4
Product: exocyst complex component 3 like 4
Exons: 12
Coding region: 548-2647 (699 amino acids)
Biological process (GO): exocyst localization; exocytosis
Cellular component (GO): exocyst
Molecular function (GO): SNARE binding
Source: RefSeq, a predicted model, not a curated record